GUCCUGCUAUAAAACCUGCAUAAAGCAUCUCAAACUGUCCAGUUUAUGUAAGUUAUUAACCUGCGCUGCAGCUUUUUGGACACAGACUCUCUGUUGAAUAUUUAAGGAGUUCCAGGAUGGAUAACAAGUCGUACUUGGUGCAGAUGAACGGGAAUGGAGUCCACGGGAAAACCACCGUCAAUGCCAAAACCCUGAAUAGUACCAAUGGGAAGGGAGUACACGGGAACAGCAUCCACCACGUCAGCGUGAAUGGCAGUUUGUAUCCGGCCAAAGCCAAGAGCCGCAGGCAGAGGUGGGAGGUGAAGCCAUCAGAGAUGUCCAAGAACACGCUUAAUCCCAUCAGGGCCAUCGUGGAUGGGAUGAAGCUCACCCCGAACCCCGAUAAACCCAUGAUCGCCCUCUCCAUCGGGGAUCCCACUGUGUUUGGAAACCUGCCUACAGACAAUACCGUGCUUCAGGCCAUGAAAGAUGCCAUAGACUCGCAAAAAUUCAACGGCUACGCUCCGUCUGUCGGUUACCUGAAGAGUCGGCAGGCGGUCGCCAACUUUUACAGCUGCCCCGAGGCUCCACUGGAGGCAGAGGAUGUGAUUUUGACCAGUGGCUGCAGUCAGGCCAUUGACCUGGCUAUCAGUGUUCUGUGCAACCCAGGGGACAACAUCCUGGUCCCGUGCCCGGGCUUCUCUUUAUAUAAGACCCUGGCUGUCUCCAUGGGCAUCGAGGUCAAACUCUACAACUUGCUGCCGGAGAAGUCAUGGGAGGUUGACCUGCAACACCUGGAGAGCCUGAUUGACGAGAGGACAUCCUGUCUUAUCGUUACCAACCCGUCCAACCCGUGUGGCUCCGUCUACAGCAAGGAACACCUCCAGAAGAUCAUCAAGGUGGCCUCCAGACACUGCGUUCCCAUUCUGGCUGAUGAAAUCUACAGCGACAUGGUUUUCCCAGGUUGCAGUUGUCCAUCCAUGGCGUCUCUCAGCACUGAUGUUCCCAUCCUUUCCUGCGGCGGCUUGGCUAAACGCUGGCUGGUCCCCGGCUGGAGGAUGGGGUGGAUCCUCAUCCAUGACAGGAAUGAUUUAUUUGGAUCUGAGAUUCGACAGGGUCUGGUGAAACUGAGCCAACGUAUUCUUGGAGCCUGCAGCAUCAUCCAGGGAGCCCUGGAGAGCAUCCUCAACAACACACCUCAAAGCUUUUACAACAAAACGAUCAGCUUUCUCAAGUCCAACUCAGAGAUUUGUUUCAACGAGCUGUCCACCAUCCCCGGCCUGAACCCCGUCAUGCCUUCAGGGGCCAUGUACCUCAUGGUGGGUAUUGACAUAGAUCACUUCCCAGACUAUAAGAACGACGUGGACUUCACUGAGAGCCUGGUGACCGAGCAGUCCGUCUUCUGUCUUCCUGCUUCAGCGUUCGAGUAUCCCAACUUCUUUCGCAUUGUGGUGACGGUGCCAGAGGAGAUGAUGCUGGAGGCUUGCAGUCGGAUCAGGGAGUUCUGCCAGCGCCACUAUCGGCCCGGCAGCCCCGACAGCAACUAUCUGGAUCAGUGAUGCAAACAGAUCUGGAUGGAACAACUGUCCUCCAGUCGGUUAUAUACAGCAGCGGGAUUCCCCUUUACCACCACGUUACAAAGUUAGAGAUGUAGAAAUGUUAUUAUUGUCAUCACUGUAGCACGGAAACGCUUGGAAGCAGCAUAUCGGAUGGUGUAAUUUUUUAAACCGUAUGAAAUGAGCAGACUUAAUAUUUAUAUUUUAUACAGGAAACUUAUAUUAACCUCUUCUUGUUUUUGUGUAUUUAUAUAUAAUUGGUGUAACGCUUUGUACGCCUAUGUCAUGUAACUUCUUUGAUCAACUGCAGGAUCGUCGACUGUGCAUGCUGUCAUUAAUCUGCAUGAUUUGCUCGAACACGACUCUCAGUGCUCUUUAUCAGAACGUUCUCUGUACGUUGUUUGUAUGUUAAUUGGGCAUCAUAUUGAAUCACAUAUAUGUAGUUUUUUGUUAAUAGCUGGCUAAUAAAAACCAUGUUGACAUGGA
This is a messenger RNA of Larimichthys crocea (large yellow croaker), 2021 nucleotides long. It is a transcript of the gene tat, whose product is annotated as tyrosine aminotransferase. The record is from RefSeq and is a predicted model, not a curated record. Gene Ontology annotation, molecular function: pyridoxal phosphate binding; L-tyrosine:2-oxoglutarate transaminase activity. The coding region runs from base 117 to 1538 and encodes 473 amino acids. Lineage: Eukaryota; Metazoa; Chordata; Actinopteri; Sciaenidae. Gene Ontology annotation, biological process: L-tyrosine catabolic process; biosynthetic process; L-phenylalanine catabolic process. The transcript has 12 exons.